Molecule: messenger RNA, 690 nt
Organism: Columba livia (rock pigeon)
Lineage: Eukaryota; Metazoa; Chordata; Aves; Columbiformes; Columbidae
Product: cilia- and flagella-associated protein 52-like
Exons: 6
Coding region: 1-690 (229 amino acids)
Molecular function (GO): protein binding
Source: RefSeq, a predicted model, not a curated record
AUGACGCUAGUGGUAGAGAAUAGCUCAUUGAUUGACCUGGAUGUCAAUCAAGGUGCUGUCCUGUCUGUGCCCUCUCCUGACAAUUUGAUCAUGCAGCUGGACUCCAAAGAAGUCCUUGGUUUCACUGACAAUAGUCCAGGUUUCCAGAAACUGGUGCACAAAGAUGCCGGUUAUCCCCUUCCCAGGGGCAGAGUUCUGAAGGAGCACAGAGGUGCCGUGUCCUGCAUCAAGACUAAUAAGAACGACAAAGAGGGUGUCACAGCCAGCCUGGACGGAACGUGCGUCAUCUGGGAUCUUGAGCGUUACGUGAGAAAACAAAUGAUCCUGGACAACACAUUGUUCAAAUGCGUGUGUUACCAUCGCGGAGAGUACCAGAUCAUCACCAGUGGAACGGACAGAAAGAUUGUGUACUGGGAAGUGCUCGAUGGCUCCGCAAUCAGAGAAGUGCAAGGCUCUCUGUCGAGCUCCAUCAACGGGAUGGACAUCACAUCGGACGGGGCGUCCUUUGUCACAGGUGGUGACGACCAUCUGGUGGAGCUGUGGGACUAUAAGGAGGGCACGGUGACUCACGUGGGAGUGGGCCACAGCGGCAACAUCACCCGCCUCAAGAUCUGCCCCGCGAACAAGUACAUGGUGAGCGUGAGCGCGGACGGUGCCGUACUCAUCUGGAAACAGCCCAGCUCGGGCUGA